Messenger RNA from Blastomyces gilchristii SLH14081, 4179 nucleotides. RefSeq lists its product as uncharacterized. Lineage: Eukaryota; Fungi; Ascomycota; Eurotiomycetes; Onygenales; Ajellomycetaceae. The record is from RefSeq and is a predicted model, not a curated record. The transcript has 2 exons. The coding region runs from base 1942 to 3078 and encodes 378 amino acids.
CACAGAUGUGAUACGUCGAAUUACUCUCCCGGUUUCUUCUGUAAGAGCUUGAAGCCGCAGCGAAUCAUGAAUAAUACACACAACACACAGACUUCCACUUCAACGAAUCAACCAAACAUUAUGCCAUUCAGACCUCUCAUAAUAAUACCAGGGAUGGAAACUGGCUGCCAAAUCACGCGAGGCUUGACAGAUUUUCCACCAGACCCCUAGACUGAAUUGUAAUGUUAGUACCGUGGUCAAAAGAUAUAUUAUUCCUACUAACUCAACUAAGAAGUUGUUGGAAUUCGGAGUCUUGCCCAAACCGGUGGUAAACUGUGAACUGUGAUGUCUAUCUUUACGGCUAUUUCAUUCAAUUCAGCCAGCCCAUGGUGUAUCAGCCCUUGUCUGAGUUAGCUGAACAUUCUCUAGCUCUUCCCCCCUGCCCAAAAAGAACAGGUUGUGAGAUGAUAUGAGGCGAGGGAGAUGCGAGGGGAAGCGAUGCCAACCACAAUGAGAUCGACCUUCGGGACACAGGAGUCAAAGUGUUAGCGGGAAAAUACACGUUCGAAUGUACGCGGCGUAAAAAAUACUGCGGAACAGCACGCUAAAACAAAAUACCGAAGACCUAACGGUGGCUGACGCCCAGGCCAAUAUCUGCAUGGUGUGACUUUAGGGGGAAGCGACUUGCAUGAGUUUUCUGUUAUUCGUGACAAACUUACUCCGUACAUACCUAUUCAGAAAAGCGCAAUUAGAAAUCCUAUGGAUUUUCACUGGCCGAAGAAGGUUAUCUCCAAAAAAAGUACUCUGUACCAUACAGGCACAUUCCAGAUCCAAAUACUUGUGGUUCCAUUUUUUGCUGGAUGGCUAGCUGUUUGAUCGACGGUCGGUAUUCUAUCACCGGGAUGCAGUCAGUCUCCUGACAACAGCAUUCUUGCCAAUGACUUAUCACACCCCAAGCCGGGGGUAUUUACUAAAUUACCAGCAGGAAACUAUCUCUUGUUAUAUUCUUUUCAUCGGUUUAUGCCGUUGAUUCCUGAAACCCGAGCGAUCGGUUCCAAAAAUUGUCCUUACAAAAGAACAAGCUGGGGUUUGGGGGCAUGGCUGGGCAGUGGGUUCGCCAUAGCUCCGGCCUAAUCCUCGGCAGACUGGGUAAAACCGCCCGGCCGGGCCCCCGGGCGCCGUCUGAUUGGAUUGCAGUCCAUCUUCUUUGUUGUCAUUUCUCCACUCAGGUUCACUGGUUGCCGUUGUUCGAAGGGAACGGAAACCUGAUUACCAACAGUGCGUAAUUGGGUAAUCUGCGGGACUGAGAGCAUGACAAGUGGUGACAAGAUGCUAGCUGUAUUGUUGCUUUGGCCAGGUCGUUACGACGGAAGUUCCAGCAGUUCCCUUCGAAUGGCUAGCUAGCCUAAGCUAGACCUACCUUGUCGGUCUCCCUGAACAGAAUCGCCAAGACGUCCUCUCCUGGUGUUUUAUUUUUCAAGACCUUCUGUCAUAAUGGUGCGCUGUGUUGCGGCAACCAUGACGAUGAUACAGUGCCGUCGUUUUUUCAUUACCUCAUACUCUGGGUAUUCUACUCUGUAGGGUCCUGCAGAAUUCAAGGAGGUCCACUUUCAGUUGAUGGACCUGUCUCCUCUGCAUUCCCCUGUCCACUUACCGCUAGCCUGGUUCGAUAAACUUUUGUGGCUGAUCAAGGGUUGUUCGUCUCUCAGCAGAGUGCCACUCACUCCUCCCUAGUCAAUUAUUGACGCAUUGGCGAGAGACGGCCGCCUCGAAACCAGCGGCUCUGUGCACAACAGCUUGAAUGGUUUUGGCAUGCUCCGCUCUUCCGCCCUUCUUCCACUCUUUCCUUUUUAGAUCUCCAGUCCUCGCACUCGUCUCCUCUGCUUCCUUCACUCUCAUCUUUUGCUUUCGUUUCGCCAAACUCGAUAAUAAGACCAUGGAGUCGGUACCUUCCUACGUUUGAUGGCUUGCUGCAAAACAUUGGAUCCUCCUCACCGAACCCCCUACUUGUUCUCAAACUGUCCUACUAUCUCUCCAUCCCCUUUCAUAGAAACAUCAGCCAACAUGAAGAAUUCAAUACCAUCCGAAGUUUGGGAAGGCAAACGUGCUGAAAUUGCAGUUCUUUACAAAGAAGAAGAAUGGCCUCUGAAACAAGUCAUUAAGAAAAUUAGAAGCGAAGAUUUUAACCCGACUGAAACCCAACUCCGCAGUAGAUUGAAGAAAUGGGGAGUUACCAAACCAUCGCGCCAAAAGAGGAAGAAGCAGAGCGACGGAUUGACCACAUGCGCUACCGCCAAGCACCCAAAUCGGUUAGAAUUGACCACGGUGAACGAACCAUCGUCAACUCAAGCGGCAUCUUUCCCCAGCAGGGUCGGAUGGGAUGAUCCGAAAGGAUGGAUAGUGCCAUCAGGAUAUAGCCAACACCACUUGCUGAAAGAAUCACCAUUGCUCGAAGGACAAUCAGGUUCAGCGGAUUGGACCUCGUCUAAUAGUAUCUCCAAUAACAUCCAUCCACCAUUCUUGCUACAUCAUUUCCCAACCCCAUCGCCGUUAUCUUCCGUCCAUUCCUAUGGGCAUCCGAACCCUACCAUAAGCUCUAUAGCAGAUAGCGCCAUAAAUCAACCCAUGGAAUGCCACUCAAGAUUUACGGGUUCUGGGACCAAUAUUUCCGUGAGCGAUUCGUUCGUGAAGCCGUAUCCUGGAGAGUGGUCAUUACAGACAAGUCCUGUCAAUACAGAAAACAAUCCGAUGACUCCAUGGAGCUAUAUUACACCUGAUGUAUCCCAAUCAUGCCCAUCCCAUCUCUUUGCCUUAGGUGAUGGAAGCGCCGCAGUUCCAGACUAUACGGAAUAUAAUGAACCAACACCCAGUGAGGAUUAUGCUCAACAAUAUGGGGGUUCUCCAGCACUGUCACCUAAUUCUGAGCUAGAGUUGCUGCAGUCGAAUCCUGAAAUCAAGGCUUGGAGACGUGCUGCUUCCACACAUGUUCACCCGAACGGGAUCGAGACAACCAAUCCAAGGGUCGGUCGUGAUCCUCUAAGACGACGUCGGCCAGAAGUGAAACGUAAAAGGAUUCUGCAUCGGCAAAACAACGCCUGACCACCAGCCAAUCGCAGUUUGAAGUUUUGAACCAAUCUGCUAUGCAUCUAAAUACUUCCCUCCCGAUUCCAGAAGCAAUUCUAGCAGCCGAAACGCGCUACCUUCGGGAACUGAUAUAAACCAAGAAUAUUCUUCGCCGAACCCGUAGUUGAAAUCUAAUCUCGAGUUCGGCGAAUUGAGUCAAUCCGGUUUCAUCGAAGGCAAUUUUAUCUAUAAUUUUGCCUCGGAUGAAACGGGAUCACCUGUCCUUAAAACUAUUUCGUUGCAACAUACUUUUCCUGCUUUUCAAUGAGCAUUCAGGUACAUGAUUUGCGAUUUCAUCAAACACAUUUUGUCUAUUUCGAGUCCUUGGAAAAGUCAUGGCGGAUUGGUACUUAUAUGGGAUAUUCAACUAUUAUGGAACAUUUGCGACUCGCUUUCACGGUCGCCUCUCUUUUAAUUUCUUGUGCAGAGUAAGACAGUUUACAUUUUUGUGAUCCGCUCUUUUUUUCUUUCAUUUUUAUUCUCAUUUUCACUUGUUACAUAGGGUUCUGGAUGGGAUAAUUUGGAAUGGCUGGGACUUUGGGCUAUUAUGGCAUUUGGAUAUGACAAUCGUUCUCUAUAUAUACAUAAUAUAUCUAUAUAUAUGUUGCCGUCAGUAUUUAAUGUAUCCCUACUUACCUUGUUCUUUGAAUUCUGUUCAGGCUGUUGCUCCUCGAGCUGGAUAACAUACUUGCAUCCGUAUUCUCUAAGAGCAAUUAUCGCUCACAUCAUGUCUAAGGUAGUACAACAGGGAGCCUUACCGACUUUUUGUGAGCCAUUGGCGCUAUCAAUUUCCCCACUUACUAGAUACAGAUGAUGAACUAGAAGCCUCUAAUUUUCCUUCUCCCUCAAACGUGUUAUUCAAAACUUACAUGCUCUGCCGACAUCAGUACCCCUUUGCUGCUUUACUGCCUUGGUAUGCUAUCUAGAUUGAUCUGAUCUUCCUGAGGGGCUAUGCAGCUACCGUGCUACCGUCACAUCCACGGUUCGCCACAACACCCCGACCUGUUGACUGGGUGAUUCGCAGCUCAUCAAGCAAAGCCGCUCGCCAUUAUAUGCGAUCAUUCAAGCUAGCGGCCC